Molecule: messenger RNA, 1280 nt
Organism: Durio zibethinus
Lineage: Eukaryota; Viridiplantae; Streptophyta; Magnoliopsida; Malvales; Malvaceae
Product: 14-3-3 protein 6-like
Source: RefSeq, a predicted model, not a curated record
AAGGGGGAAAAAAAGUCAAAAAAGGGAGAGGAGAGAAAAGAAGCCCCUUGGCUCGUUUAUAAAAAAACGUCGUCGCUUCGAAGGUCCUUUACCAUUGCUCCUACCUCUCAAAUCUCAAUCCUUCGAAAAAUCUUGUCAGUUUCAUUUCCCAUCCAAACACCACCCAAAACCAUGGCCCCGCGUGAGGAAAACGUCUACAUGGCGAAACUUGCUGAGCAAGCCGAGCGCUACGAGGAGAUGGUCAAGUUCAUGGAAAACGUCGUCUCCGCCGUCCCCGCCCCCGACGAACUUACUGUCGAGGAACGGAACCUCCUCUCUGUCGCCUACAAGAACGUGAUCGGCGCCCGCCGUGCCUCCUGGAGGAUCGUUUCCUCCAUCGAGCAGAAGGAGGAAGGACGUGGCAACGCUGACCACGUUUCCGUCAUCCGCGAGUACAGGGCCAAGAUCGAGGCCGAGUUGUCCGAGAUUUGCGCUGGUAUAUUGAAGCUUCUGGAUGACAAGCUUGUUCCGGGAUGCGGAAACGGGGAUUCCAAGGUUUUUUAUCUGAAAAUGAAGGGAGAUUACCAUAGGUACUUGGCUGAGUUCAAUACUGGCGAUGACAGGAAAGCUGCUGCUGAGAAUACGCUCACUGCGUAUAAAUCUGCUCAGGACAUUGCAAAUUCUGAGCUGGCCCCAACUCAUCCUAUCCGGUUAGGAUUGGCUCUGAACUUUUCUGUCUUCUACUAUGAGAUCUUAAAUUCUCCCGAUCGUGCUUGCAAUCUUGCGAAACAGGCUUUUGAUGAAGCCAUCUCGGAGUUGGAUACUCUUGGAGAGGAUUCAUACAAGGACAGCACUUUGAUAAUGCAACUUCUUCGUGAUAACCUCACUUUAUGGACCUCAGAUAUGCAGGAUGAUGGGACAGAUGAGAUCAAAGAAGCUCCCAAACAUGAGGAUGAGAAACAACAGUGAAGUCGCCAAUCUUUGUGAUAGUAAUUUUCUUCUCUGGUUGUUUUUGUAUGGAGAAGUUGCUUGGUCCCACUAUUCCUCUUGUUACUUGUUUUUAGGAAAUGAUGCCUCGGUAUAUGCACCUUGAAAUUUCUGCUAAAAAUUUAUUAGUAUUUCACUGGUUAUUCUUUUCGUGUUGAAGCUUUCUAAUUGCAUUGAGGCUAUGUGCACUCUUGCUUAAUUAUUUCCUUGACAAUAAGGGAGCUGAUGAUUGAGAUAUUUUCUAAGCUUAAUGUUUGGAAGAUGAUUUCUUGGACGUAUCAGAUUCAUAUUUAUAUAGCUUUUGUUGUUUUACC